Messenger RNA from Adineta steineri, 1098 nucleotides. The record is from the annotation of a GenBank genome assembly. NCBI's taxonomy places the organism in Eukaryota, Metazoa, Rotifera, Eurotatoria, Adinetida, Adinetidae.
AUGGCAGACCAAGUAGACGAACACGCAAACCUUUCCAAUACCCAAAAAAUUGUUUCUUCCCUCAUUGCUGGCGCUUGUGCAGGUGCCCUAGCGAAAACAACCAUUGCACCAUUUGAUCGAGCGAAAAUUAAUUUCCAAGUUAGAGUAGAUAAAUUUAGUUAUCGUCGUUGUUUUAAAUUUCUAAAAGAAUCAUAUCGAAAUGAAGGUUUUAUGAGUUGGUAUCGUGGAAAUUCAGCCAAUUUAGUUCGUGUCAUUCCUUCAGCAGCUAUUAAUUUUACAGCACAUGAACAAUGGAAACGUAUCCUUGGCACUGAUAAACACGAAAAAACUCCUGGUCGACGAUUUAUUUCUGGUUCUUUAGCAGGUGUUACAUCAGCAACGAUUACUUAUCCACUUGAUUUAGCACGUGCGCGUAUGGCAGUGACGAAUAAAACUGUGUAUAGUAAUUUAUUCUCCGUCUUUCUAAGCAUCCUAAAAAAUGAAGGUGUUACAGCUUUAUAUCGAGGUGCACUUUUAUCGUUAGUCGGUGUAUUACCAUAUUCUGGUUGUGUUUUUUUUACUUAUGAAUCGCUCAAACAUAUUCGUAUUGAUUAUCAUUCCCAUCGUCCCAUUAAUAAAGCUGAACGAAUGUUAUUCGGUGCUACUGCUGGUCUUGUUGGUCAAACAGUUUCAUAUCCAUUUGAUGUUAUACGACGUAGAUUACAAACUGCUGCUGUUAUUCGACCAAAUGAAGCAUCUUUAGGUGCUAUUGCAACAGCAAGUAAAAUAAUUCGUGAAGAAGGAAUCACACGUGGUUUAUAUAAAGGUGUAACAAUGAAUUGGCAAUCGUAUCAAAUUUUAAAAAAUUCGAUUUGCUAUCGAUGGCAAUCAUCUUCAUCAUACGAUUCAAGAGAUAAUGAUUUAAUACCACCUACAACAUGUUGUAUGAGUAAUUGUGCUAAUUGUGUAUGGUUUACAUUUGCUGAAGAAAUUGCACAACGUUAUCCUAAUGCAACAAUGGAAGUGAUCGAUGAUGUUUUAAAAAAAUAUAUCGAUGAUAAAAGUUUUCGGGAAUUUUUAGAAUUCGAAAUUAAAAUGCGAUCAAUUGGAAAAAACUAG